Aspergillus alliaceus is the source of this 1153-nucleotide messenger RNA. RefSeq names its product NAD(P)-binding protein. Lineage: Eukaryota; Fungi; Ascomycota; Eurotiomycetes; Eurotiales; Aspergillaceae. The coding region runs from base 89 to 1093 and encodes 334 amino acids. The record is from RefSeq and is a predicted model, not a curated record. The transcript has 5 exons.
AGUCUAAUUAUUAGCCUAUAAGUAAGAAUAUAUAAUCUUUCCUGGCGGGAUCAGCCAAGUUCUGCCAACAGAGUACCGUCUCAACAACAUGUCAUCCACUCAGUCGCAACAAACCAUCGUCGUCGUUGGCGCCACGGGAAUCCAAGGCUCUGGCGUUGUUCGAGCAUUAUUGAGCGACGAAUAUGGUGGUCCUUGGCUUGUCCGAGCUCUUACCCAAGAUCCCAGCUCAGGCAAAGCACAGAAGCUUUUGUCAGAAUACCAAACUACUGACAAUCGUCUGAGCUUGGCCAGUGGCCAUGUUUACGAUGAAACAAGCCUACGGAGCGCCUUUACGGGUGCGCACGGCGUCUUCGCCAUGACCAGUGAACGGUACCCUGGUAAACGUAUUACUGAAGAGGAGGAGUUGAAACACGAGAUUGAUGCAGGGCGUAACAUCAUCUCCGCUGCCAAGGAGUGCUGCAUCAAGCAUUUGGUGUUUAGCAGCUUACCUGAUACUGUCGAAGCGAGCGACGGCCAGUUCAAACGGAUACAUCACAUGAACAACAAGCAUACUAUUGAGCAACUGGCAAGAAAGGAGCUUGAUGGCUUUACUUCCUUGAUGCCUGGUUUUUUUUACACCAACUUGGCCUGGUCACAGUAUUGCCGGCUUCGUGAGGACGGCGUGGUACAAUUUUGUAUGCCCCUACCCGGGAAUAAAAUGGUCCAGUGGACGGAUCCUGCACACGACAUGGGAGCCUUUUCCGCAAAGAUAUUUGGCUUAGGUGUUGAAAAGACUAAAGGGAAAACUUAUCUUGCUUUAGGUCCUAGGAUAACUCCCGAAGGCAUGGCGAAAGCUUUCACGCGCGUUACUGGAAAACCGGCCGUUCAUUCUCCAAUCUCGUUUGAGGAGUUCGGUCACUUGAGCUCUGCGCUCGUUGGCCCAGCAUUCAAGGAAGACGCUAUUGAAAUGAUGCAAUGGGCUGCUAUAGCUCCAACCGACAAGACCUGCUAUGGAGCCUUCGAGCUAGAGGUUGAACAAUCUAGCGAGGAGCUAGGCCUUACUGGUAGCUCUUUUGAAGAUUGGCUGAGGCGUAGCGGAUGGACUGGUCCUUAGGAGGUGUAUGUAUUCUCCGAGAUAGAGUUCUGAACUGAAUCGUCCAAUUAUCGCGGGGAC